Molecule: messenger RNA, 1145 nt
Organism: Pseudoliparis swirei
Lineage: Eukaryota; Metazoa; Chordata; Actinopteri; Perciformes; Liparidae
Gene: alkbh4
Product: alkB homolog 4, lysine demthylase
Exons: 3
Coding region: 1-822 (273 amino acids)
Biological process (GO): oxidative demethylation; actomyosin structure organization; protein demethylation
Cellular component (GO): midbody; contractile ring
Molecular function (GO): demethylase activity; oxidoreductase activity; actin binding
Source: RefSeq, a predicted model, not a curated record
AUGAUGGCUGCUGAUUGCGGCGUUACUGCUUGCGCGUGUAAAGGCAUCCGGCGGUGUCUCCAGUGUGACACUUUAAAGGGAAAGGGACAGUUGGAGGCGAAUGAACCAAAGAUUGUGCAUCAUUUCCUCUACGACCCUGAGACGAGGCUCGCAAUUUCCAAAGAAGCAGAGGCUGCAUCCUUCCCCUUUCCUGGUGUUUUUCUGCGAGAGAACUUCAUAUCAGAAGAGGAGGAGAACAAGUUGAUGAGCACGAUGGACCAGGAUUUGUGGAACGAGUCUCAGUCUGGGCGAAGGAAACAGGACUUUGGUCCAAAGAUUAACUUCAAGAAAAGGAAAGUGCGUGUUGGUAGCUUCAGUGGACUUCCUGCUCUGAGCCAAAAACUAGUGCUUCGAAUGCAACAAGAGCCAAAUCUAGCUGGAUUUCAGCCAGUGGAGCAGUGCAAUCUGGAUUACCAUCCUCAGCGAGGCUCCGCCAUUGAUCCCCACCUCGACGACUCCUGGCUGUGGGGGGAGCGGCUCGUCACCAUCAACAUGUUAUCAAACACGACACUCACCAUGUCCCUUGAACAGGGUCUGCCAGAGUUGGGACUAGCAGAGGAGGUCUAUGUAGCCGUUCGUCUUCCUCGCAGGUCUUUAGUUGUGUUAUACGGUGAGGCACGACACAGAUGGAAACAUGCCAUUCAUAGGGAUGAUGUUCAGGAGCGCAGAGUUUGCAGCACCUACAGAGAGCUGUCUGAGGAGUUCCAACCUGGAGGGCAGCAGGCAGCGCUGGGAGCUCAGCUGUUGAACAUUUCUUUGAGCUUCGAAGGAAUUCCAGUAUAGGCUCAUCUGAUGAUGCAGAGGAGUGGUGGGGGUCCAGACUCCUUGGGUGACUUGAUACAUUUCCAGUCAGACAUACAUUUCUUUGAAAUAGAAUUGUAUGAAUGUAAUUACUACAUGAUUAUUACAUGUUUGUUAUACCCAGCGUAUGAAAUGCAGCAUCACAAAUGCAGUUAUUGAAAAGGGGGAAUUGGAUUUAAAACUAAACCAAUCAAAGCCACAAUAGCGGAUGAAACAAUCGGUCAUAAAACAAUCCUCUUUAGUAAAAGGUUGUUUUUGUGUUCAAUAUCAGCAGUCUUUAGAAGCCAUAUUUUCUGCAGACCUCA